AAAGAAAGUACAGUAUUGAAUAUUCAAGGCCUGACGAAAUUCUUCGUUUUCUUAUUGUCUGUCAAAUUUUCAAUUUAAAUUCAUGUAAGACUAAGUGUUGCACAGUUUCUAAGACGGAAUAUCAGCUGUCAGCUGACUCAUAACAAACCUUUUAGGACUCACAAAUGUCAUCAUCACUUUAAGACGACAAACAUCACUGAUAUCGUUCUGAAAGAAAUUUUUGAUAGAUGCUAAAUCAAUGGUAAAACAUGGAAGCCGUUCCGCGCCUCCCUAUGGUAUGCUUUGAGCUCAGAACUCAAUCUGAAACCACAAAUUUUGGACCCAAACUCAAAGAGUACAUCCGGGAUUUCUACAAUGAAGAUCCUGAAACCUAUUCACAUGAAAUUAAUCAGCUUGAUUCUUUGCGAGCUGCUGCUGUACGACCUGGAAGAGAUGUUUCUGGUGUAGCAAAUCUUAAGCGAUAUUACUGCCAGCUUCAUUUCCUUAUGAGUCGUUUCCCUAUGACCAAAGAUGGGGCUGCAGCUGUGCAGUUUAGCUGGCGAGACACCUAUGUUGGAGUUUCAUUUUCAGUAGCUGACAUUCGAUAUGAAAUAUCGUCAAUUUUGUACAAUAUUGGCGCACUGCAUACUCAGUUAGGUAUGUCAGAUACCCGAACAACAGAAGAUGGCAUGAAGAUGGCCUGCACCCACUUUCAAUGUGCUGCCUGGGCCUUCCAGCAUUUAAAAGAUUCGUAUCCUCCUUCAAGUGAAGCUGAUAUUGCUCCUGAUAUCAUGCAGUUUGCCUAUCAUUUGUGUCUUGCUCAAGCCCAAGAGUGCAUUCUGGAGAAAAGUAUGAUGGAUAACCGGAAAGCAUCAAUUAUCGUGAAAGUUGCUGUACAAGUUGUCAACUACUACAGUCAAGCUUUCAAUGCAUUAAAGCAAUCCGUUUCUGAAGAAGCUGUUGGAACCAAAGUCUAUACAAGCUGGAGAAGAUUGGCCAAGUUUAAAGAGAUUUAUUAUCGCUGUGUGAUUCAACUUUUCCAAGGCAUGCAAGCAGAGGAACAGCAAAAAAUGGGUGAAAGAGUUGCUUUUUAUCAGUUGGCUCAUGACACACUAGAGGAAGCAAUCAAACUCUCCAAAAAUCUUGACAAGGGAGAGAUGAACCCAAAGCAGGUACAAGAGUCUCUAAGCUUCACUCAGGAUGUUGUGGAAGGCAAGAGAAAAGCUGCUAAGAAUGAAAAUGAAUUUAUCUACCAUGAAGAAGUGCCUGAUCGUGAUCAACUACCCAAGGCGAUGGGUGUUUCUCUUGUGAAGGGAAUACCUUUCAGCAUAAAUGAUUCUGAAGUGUCUGGGCCAGAUAUAUUUGGAAGAUUGGUGCCUAUGAAAGCACAUGAAGCUUCAUCGCUUUACAGUGAAGAAAAGGCUAAGUUACUGCGUAAGGUUGGUGGCUCCAUUGAAGAAAAAGACCAGCUUCUUACAGCAUUCCUGUCAUCUCUGCAGCUAGAUUAUCUUCAUUGCUAUUCUGAACCUAAUCAGUUGCCACAGGAAUUGGUGGAUCGUUGUGCAGCCCUUAGUGCUAAACCAAAUGCCAUUCAAAGCUUAACGGAAUCCAUGUCAAAGCUUUCUGAAGUUUGUACAGAAGUGGAAACAAUGCUCCAAGAAAUCAAAACCAUGUUGCAGGAGGAAGAGAUUUUAGAGAGAGACUACCAAGCAAUUAUGGGCAAAAGACCUCCUUCCAUAGUGGCUACAGACUUAACUAGAGAAGCCACUAAGUAUCAAGAAGCACAUGCAAGAGCUAAUGAAUCAAAUGAAGCCCUUCACAAGGUUAUGUCUACCCAUAUAAGCAACCUCCGCAUUCUUUCCUUACCUCUAUCACAGCUGCAACAACAAAUACCACCACCACCCACACUCUCUGACGCAGAUAGUGGAAAAAUUGUGAGAGAAAUGCAAAAUCUGAUGGAGAAGGUGGAAGAAAUGCGGUCUCAGCGUUCCAUGCUAACAUCUCAACUUCGUGACUCGAUUUGUAAAGAUGACAUCACCCAGCGCCUUGUUACAAACCAAAACGAAAAUGUAGACAAUUUAUUUCAAGAUGAACUGAAGAAACACCAAGACAUUGUGAAAUUGAUUCAGCAAAACCUCACAGCACAGGACAAUAUUUUGAAAGCUGUAACGGAUGCUUAUGCACGCUAUAGCAAUGUCCGAAAGGCCACUGCUGAAGUAGUACGAAAAAGACAAUCGGUUAUCAAUGCCCUUAUAUCGUGCUUUGAUGCAUACGAAGAUCUUUUGGCCAAAUCUGCAAAAGGUCAUGAGUUUUACAAUAUUUUGGAAACAAAUGUGAGCAAGCUACUAGGGCGUGUUAAGAGCACAUGCCGAGUUCAACAAGAAGAAAGAGAGCAGAUGCUGAUAAAAAACAAUACUGUAUUGCCUUCAAAGACACCAAGGAAAGGAGCAAAUACACCAGAUGUUCCUGGUAACUUUUCUAAAACCACUUCUGCACCCAAACUCAAGGACUUUUUAAAUGCUGAUGGAGGUUUAAAUAGAGCGAACAAUACUUUCUUGAACUCUGAAGCGGUUCCCUCUGCAUAUUCUGCUGCUGGAUUAUAUGGACAGAUACCAGUUGUUUCAUCUUCAUCUUAUUAUGACUCAACUGUUGGAGCAACAUCAGGCCUUUCUAAGGUGCCUGUUGAUGGUAAACCACAAAAUUGGAUGCCUGGUGUGAGGCCAGCACCCUUGGGUUCUGAAGCUACAUCAUCGGUAAUAAAAUCAGAACCUCACGACAUGACAAGUGUUCCCUAUGCAGCUCAAGCACCAACUGUUCCUGCUUACUCUCAGCAAGUAUAUAACUAUGCCGGAAUGUGGGGCUAUGGAAGUCAAGCUGCUACUAUGAGUACAUAUUUGCCUACAAAUGUUCAGUAUUCUGUGGAUAUGAAACCCAGUGACAUGCAAGUUGUUCAGCCAGCUCACCAGCUAACCACCUAUAACACAGAUCAAGGACAUCGAUAUACUCCUGUUGGUGGAGCUUCUUAUCAGAGUGGCUCUAAUGAGUCUCUUGGAUCAUUAAAUACUGUACCUCAAGCUAACACUCUUUCAAUUCUUGAAAGUGCGAAGAGUGCAACAUCACCUGUGAAUCAUAUGCAAGGAAAUAUUAUUCCAACAUCCAGCUAUCAGUACGAAGCAUACCAUCCUGCAGUUGGUGCUGCAUCUGGCCACCAAUACAAUGCCCAUAGUGUGCCAGCAAAUUUUCAAAAUUCAACUUACUAUGAGAAUACUGCAGCCUCUGUUCCAUCUGGGUACCAAAAUGUUGGAGAUCAGACUGUACCUCCAGCAUACAGCAGUAUGUCUGCUGCUGUGCCAGGUACUGGUAUUAAUCAGUAUUUAAAUCAGCCAUCUGAACAACCGGGGAACUCAGUUUAUUUGUCUGGUGCUAUUCAGAAUACAAGUCUAAAUCAUCAAUAUUCAAGUCAACCUUCUGAUCAAGUUGCUACCUCCUCUACAGCCUACAACAGCAUAGCUGGUGUUGCUCAAAGCACCAAUUCUAACCCAUAUGCAAACCACUUUGCUCAAACCCCUGAUGCGUACGGUCAACAAGCAUUAGCCAACUAUCAAAAUAUUAAUAAUCCCUCUGCAACGGCAGCUAGUCAAGGAAAUGUGUAUUCGUACGACCAACAUUACCAGGGUAGUUGGCCGGCAAGUGCUCAAAGCCCUCUCAGUGCUGACCCAGCAUAUGCAGGCUAUCAAAUGCCAGGGUCCAGCAACUCUUUCCAAUAUCAGUAUAACCAAAACUCAUCACUCUAUUCCAGUGCUGGAUCCUACCCAACCAAUCAAACAUCUUCAAGUUAUUCCUCUCAUGUGCAAUCUUAUGGUUACAACUCAAGUACAGCAUCCGCCACUGGAAACUAUUAUCAAGUACCGCCAUAUGGUGCUCUAAAUAAUAACAGUGAAGCUGCUGUAGAGAGUGAGUCGUUCACGACUGGUCAGCAGGAUUACAACUCCCAGGGAAUGUACAUGCAAGCGCGCAUGCCAAAGUCUGAUUCCUACACUACCAACAGUCCACAAGCAUCAAGAAGUUCUCACACCGAAAAUGCCUCUUCAUCCAAUGUUGAUUUAUUGGCAGGGCUAGAUUUUUCUAUCAACCAACAACCUUUAGUGCCUGAAUCUGGAAAAAUCACUCCCCACUCAGUUAAAGAAUCCAUAUCUUCAUUUCCCUCUAGCACUGGAGGUUCAUUGGAGAGAAAUGAUCAAGAGCAAAAUUUAAUCUCAGCAAACCAUGGACCAGACACCAGUACUGACACACUUGUUGAAUCAAUGAGUAUUUUACAGAUUCCAACCGAACAAACAAGUAAAACUCCAAAUCCCAAGUUACCUGUAAAGGACCCUUUCCAGGACCAAGAUUACCUGAAUCAAUUUACUCAAGAUGUUGAAAAAUAUGAAAAAUUUGUUGAGGGGCUGACACUUAAAACAUUGAAUGGUCCUACACCUCUUGACAUAAAAUGGAAAGAGAUAAAUGAACUGCAGGAAAAAGACUCUCACCGCAGGAGUAUUUCAGUUGCUAGAUGUUAUCCUAUGAAGAAUCGUUUCUCUGACAUUCUCCCUUACGACUGCUCACGGAUUGAGUUGCCCUCCACCAAGGAUGAUUAUAUAAAUGCUUCUCACAUGAAGGACUUGACUCCAUCAACACCUUCUUUCAUUCUGACUCAGUUACCACUUCCUUCAACAUUUAAUGACUUUUGGAUAAUGGUCUAUGAGCAACAAGUAGAAGUGAUUGUUUGCUUGCUGAGCGAUUUUGAGCUUGAGGGGCAAUGUUAUUGGCCUGUUGAAAAAAACCAAGAAAUGUCAGUUGGACGAAUGCGUCUGAGUUUGCAAACUGCUAACAUCAAACAACACUGGACAGAAAGAAUAAUUUCUGUGAGCGAUGCAGAAACAAGAGUUUCUCGAAUUGUUGUUCAUUUUCAAUUCACUGCAUGGCCUGGAAGUUCUUUUCCUGCAUCUCCAGGACCUUUUCUGUCAUUUGUCUCAGAAUGUCUCACAUUCUAUAGUCAACAACGAGUGGCAUCACAUCCUCUUGUUGUUCAUUGCUUGUCUGGCGUUGGGAGAACUGGUCUCUUCUGUUUAACAGCAGCAGCUAUUUGUGAAGUUCAAGCUGGACGUGGACUGAUUGAUAUUGUCAAGUUAACUGCUGCAAUGAGUGAGCGAAGGAAGGCUGCCUUAAGAGACAGAGAACAUUUGAAAUUUGCUUAUCUUUCAGUACUUUACUAUGCUCAAGAUAUAUUAAUGAAAUGCGGGAUCUUGACUAGUGGAUCCAGUUUUGAGGACAAACGGAGCCGGUCUGAUGGAAAAUGUCACACCCGUCAUCCCUCCCAAGAUUUUCUUCUCGGGCCCCCUACUGGUCUGAGUCAACUUCAGUCAGGAAUUGAGAAAAUGGGGUUAGGUGUUCAAAACCAGAGUGACAGCAAUGGAACAAAAGAAUUUCAAAAUGAGGCAAUUUUGUCUUUAAUGUCUACUGAGAAGGCUGAACUCACCCCCAACUCUCAUCUUACUGAUUUAUCUCUACUGAAUAAAGGCAAUGCUUCUAAGGAAUCAAAAUCUUCUGCUGAGAACUUUAAGAAAGCUAGUCAAGAGCAUCUUUCGAAACAUGAAUCAAAUUCUACUGAUCCAUUCAGUGAGAUUGAUCCCUUGUGGCCACUCAAAAGAAGUUAAAUUUGUGUGGUUUAAGUAGUUAAUAGAUAUAUUCCGAAUUCA
This is a messenger RNA of Frankliniella occidentalis (western flower thrips), 5717 nucleotides long. RefSeq names its product tyrosine-protein phosphatase non-receptor type 23 (gene mop). The transcript is spliced from 18 exons. The record is from RefSeq and is a predicted model, not a curated record. Gene Ontology annotation, cellular component: endosome. The coding region runs from base 249 to 5675 and encodes 1808 amino acids. Lineage: Eukaryota; Metazoa; Arthropoda; Insecta; Thysanoptera; Thripidae. Gene Ontology annotation, molecular function: protein tyrosine phosphatase activity; protein binding. Gene Ontology annotation, biological process: protein transport to vacuole involved in ubiquitin-dependent protein catabolic process via the multivesicular body sorting pathway; endocytic recycling; protein dephosphorylation.